Messenger RNA from Varanus komodoensis (Komodo dragon), 1518 nucleotides. Its product is annotated as aromatase. Gene Ontology annotation, molecular function: heme binding; monooxygenase activity; iron ion binding. The record is from RefSeq and is a predicted model, not a curated record. The transcript has 9 exons. NCBI's taxonomy places the organism in Eukaryota, Metazoa, Chordata, Lepidosauria, Squamata, Varanidae. Bases 1 to 1518 code for a protein of 505 amino acids.
AUGAUCAUGGAAACCUUGAACCCGGUGCAGUACAACAUCUCCCGCGUGGUGUCCGACACAAUGCCUGCAGCCACCGUGCCCCUCCUGCUCAUCGUGGGCUUCCUCUUCCUCGUUUGGACUUACGAAGAAACCUCCUCAAUCCCAGGGCCUGGAUACUGUAUGGGAAUUGGGCCCCUUAUUUCUCACGGGAGAUUCCUCUGGAUGGGACUGGGCAGUGCCUGCAAUUACUACAACAAGAUGUACGGUGAAUUCAUGAGAGUCUGGAUCAGCGGCGAAGAGACCCUCAUUAUUAGCAAAUCUUCAAGUAUGUUUCACAUCAUGAAACACGGACACUACAUCUCCAGGUUCGGAAGCAAGCUUGGCCUGCAGUGCAUUGGCAUGCAUGAAAAUGGAAUCAUAUUUAAUAAUAACCCCGCUCUCUGGAAAGAAAUUCGGCCCUUUUUUACCAAGGCCCUGUCAGGUCCAGGCCUUGUGCGGAUGAUAAAAAUUUGCACCGAGUCAACAAUUGAACACCUGAACCGGAUGCAGGAAAUGACCACCAAGCACAGCUACAUGGCCAGCCUGAAUCUUAUGAGGUGCAUCAUGCUGGACACGUCCAACAAACUGUUCCUUGGGAUUCCUCUUGAUGAACAUGCCAUCGUGGUUAAAAUUCAGAGCUACUUUGAUGCUUGGCAAGCACUGCUGCUGAAACCAGACAUCUUCUUUAAGAUCUCGUGGUUGUACAAGAAGUACGAGAAAUCCGCGAAGGACCUGAAAAAAGUAAUUGAACUCUUAUUAGAGCAGAAACGACAAAAGCUUUCCAGGAUGGAGACACUUGAGGAGCACAUGGAUUUUGCAUCACAGCUGAUUUUCGCACAGAGCCGCGGGGAACUAACUGGUGAGAAUGUAAACCAGUGCGUCCUGGAGAUGCUGAUCGCUGCUCCUGAUACUCUCUCAGUCACAGUAUUCUUCAUGCUAGUGCUGAUUGCAGAACAUCCUCAAGUGGAGAAGGCCAUGAUGAAGGAAAUACAGACUGUGAUGGGUGACCGAGAUAUCCAAAAUGGUGACUUGCCGAAGCUAAAAGUGGUUGAGAAUUUUAUUCUUGAGAGCAUGAGGUAUCAGCCCGUUGUGGACUUGGUCAUGCGUAAGGCCUUGCAAGAUGAUGUCAUUGAUGGCUACCCUGUGAAGAAAGGAACCAACAUCAUUCUCAACAUCGGGCGCAUGCAUAGACUCGAGUUCUUCCCAAAACCAAAUGAAUUCUCCCUUGACAACUUUGAGAAAAGCGUCCCCCACCGUUACUUUCAGCCAUUUGGAUUUGGUCCCCGUGGCUGUGCUGGGAAGUUCAUUGCCAUGGUCAUGAUGAAAUCAAUCCUGGUGACUCUCCUGAAGAGGUGGCACAUCCAGACUCUACAAGGCAAAGGCCUUGAUGACAUUCCGAAAAGCAAUGACUUGUCUUUGCAUCCAAAUGAAACGCAGCCGCUGCUGGAGAUCCUCUUCAUUCCGAGAAGUAACCUUGGGAAAAGUUGUCACGAUGAAUAA